Molecule: messenger RNA, 1176 nt
Organism: Penicillium soppii
Lineage: Eukaryota; Fungi; Ascomycota; Eurotiomycetes; Eurotiales; Aspergillaceae
Product: Taurine catabolism dioxygenase TauD/TfdA
Exons: 1
Coding region: 1-1176 (391 amino acids)
Molecular function (GO): oxidoreductase activity
Source: RefSeq, a predicted model, not a curated record
AUGGGGACAAUUACCGAAGAGCUACAGAUAGGCCAGCUGCAGCUGGAGAACUCUUCUACUUCACUCAUCGCCUUUGAAUCCUUCGAUCUCCCGGCAUCUAAUCAACGCAUUCUCGGGCCACCACAUCCAAAGAAUACAGUGAUUCCGCUCGCACUACGCCCCACAGAGUCUGGCGCCAAGACAACUCUUGACGACGUGGUAGAGACUAUCAAAAGUCUCCAAGAAAAGGAAGGAAUUUUGACCAAGAAGUUGGAAAGGCACGGCACGUUGCUAUUCCGAGACCUGCCGAUUCACAAUGCCGAGGAUUUCAGCAAGUUCGCGCAUGCAUUCGGGUACAAACCGCACGAGAUCAUUGGCAUAGUAGUUGACAGACCACUUCUCGCUCCGAAUGUCGCGCCAGCCAACGAGGCACCCAAAGAGGUACUAAUAUACAACCACAACGAGUCACCACAAGUGCCGCAUGCGCCGGAGUAUAUCCUUUUCUACGGACAUCGGGUUCCAGCUCAAGGCGGCGAGUCGCCGAUCUCAUCGUCAUUGGAGCUGUUCAACAGGGCACAACAAGAGAUCCCGGAGUUUAUCGCCGAGCUAGCGGAGAAAGGAAUCUUGAGCACAGUGACAUAUCGAGUGGAGAAACAGUAUGAGGGCGGAUCCACCUUGCGCCAGGCGUUCGGCAAGGAAAUCGAAGAUGGCGAUGACGAGGAUACUAAGCGUCGCAAGAUAGAGGCUCAGAUUGCUAGAUAUGGCAGAGGAAAGCAUACGACGUGGGAAUGGACCGAUGAUGGACUGGUAUUGACACAUCGAUUGCCUGGAAUCCGCACUCAGCCAGGAACCAAUCUCCCAACGCUUUUCACUGGCCUAGCGGCUUACUGGAAACGUGCGCAAUUGGAUGUGGAUGCACGUAAGAACGUUACGAAGCAACUGUUCGGGGAUGGAACGCCUAUUCCUGAGAGAUAUCUUGCGCAUUUGGCGAAAAUUACCGAUGAGAUUCGAGUCCUGCAUCGCUGGGAGAGGGGCGAUGUCUUGGUUUUCGAUAAUAUUAUUGCGCAACAUGGCAGACAGCCGUGGCAGGGUGAACAGUCGGACAGGAUAAUCCAGGCAAGCUUGUUCGAUGGCGAAGCAGUACCAGGAGCAUAUGGGUUUGGAGAUUGGGCGCAAGUUAUACAAGCCCUUGAUUGA